Messenger RNA from Gavia stellata (red-throated loon), 984 nucleotides. It is a transcript of the gene NEIL2, whose product is annotated as nei like DNA glycosylase 2. NCBI's taxonomy places the organism in Eukaryota, Metazoa, Chordata, Aves, Gaviiformes, Gaviidae. The transcript has 4 exons. Bases 1 to 984 code for a protein of 327 amino acids. Gene Ontology annotation, molecular function: DNA N-glycosylase activity; DNA-(apurinic or apyrimidinic site) endonuclease activity; zinc ion binding. Gene Ontology annotation, cellular component: nucleus. Gene Ontology annotation, biological process: base-excision repair. The record is from RefSeq and is a predicted model, not a curated record.
AUGCCGGAGGGCCCAUCAGUGAGGAAAUUCCAGCUGCUGACCUCCCCUUUUGUGGGGCAAGUGGUGGCCAAGGUGGGGGGAAGCAGCCGGAAGAUCAGUGUGAAUGACCUGAAUGCCCUGAGGCUCCAGGACUCCCAGGUUCAUGGGAAGAACUUGUACCUGGCAUUUGUGGCAGCUGAAGGUCCCUUAGGACCAACUACAGAAGAGACACUGCUGCAAAAAGAAGCUGCUAGUGGGGCAAGUUCUCCUGCCCAGGGUGGGCACGAACAGGUUUGUUGUCCACAGACACAUUCCCAGGAGGAGGAGCUGCACGAACCCCCCCACUCCAGGUCUGAAGCUCCAGAUGCAGCAGGGGGGCCUGGCAGCUGGCUGCGCUUCCACUUUGGUUUAUUUGGCAGCAUUCGGGCAAAUGAGUUCGCGAGAGCAAACAAAGCCAAUAAGAGGGGGGACUGGAAGGACCCUAUACCCAGGCUGGUUCUGCACUUUGAGAGCAGAGGCUUCCUUGUUUUCUACAACUGCCGAAUGCACUGGUGCUCAUCUCCGAGGGCUGAUCCUGCUUCCGACAUCCUGUCUGUGGAGUUCCACCGUGGCCGGGCGCUGGAUGCCCUCUGUGCACCCGAUCCCAUCUGCUACACCCUCUUAGACCAAAGAUAUUUUUCAGGGCUGGGCAACAUCAUUAAGAAUGAGAUCUUGUACCUGGCCAAGAUCCAUCCGUUAACACAAGGCUCUCUCUUAGCUCUCUCGGAUCUGGAGCGUCUGCUUGACUGUGCCGUUCAGUUCAGCUCUGCCUGGCUGCACAGCAAGCUGCAUGGCAAAGGGCUGCACCCUCAGAUCUACCAGAAGGAGCAGUGUCCCCUUGGGCAUGCAGUGAUGAAGGGAACCCUUGGACCCUCAGGUGGCUUUAAGAGACUUACGUGGUGGUGUCCUCAGUGCCAGCCUGAGGUGCUGUCAGGGGAUGGGGACCCUUCCCCAGUCACAGAGUGA